Messenger RNA from Lachancea nothofagi CBS 11611, 3066 nucleotides. Lineage: Eukaryota; Fungi; Ascomycota; Saccharomycetes; Saccharomycetales; Saccharomycetaceae. The record is from the annotation of a GenBank genome assembly.
AUGGAUCGGGAUGCAUUACUAGAACUUUUGACCGAUAGCUCCAGGGCGAGUCAGGACGCAUGUGUUCAGACCCCCAAGAAAGUCCCAAUUAGCCAGUCCAUUGUGGAGUCUCAAGAAGACAAUAUCUCACACGCAAGUCCAGAUUCGCCUUUGCACAACUAUUCCACUACUACGCACAGCAGUUUCCACCAGGCCAACCACACACAGCAGCAACGGCUUCUGUCCACUUUAGACGAUGAUUCUCUUUUGAAACUUGUCAACGCCUAUGAGAAACCGACCGAAAAGCGUUCCUUGUUGGGGCGUGAGUCUGACGACAACGAUAGCGAAUAUGACGACUCACAGGAUGAAAUUUCACAGCACGACGAAUCGCUACACGAUGAAAACCCCUUUAUCGUGACUAGUCCUGCCGCCUCGCAACCUCAAUCAGACCCAUCCGUAUCUGACUCCGAUUCUGUACCUCUCGCAGCCUCUCCCCAUGUUGCCCAUGAUCCAGUCACAACUCGUAAUUUCGGAGACUAUGGACAGUAUUUUUCAGAUAAAAAAAUUCAGCAACAGGACAGGGACGAUUACAUCAAAAAGCUGUACCAAGACGCGCUCAACAAUGGAGAGACAUUUCCGCCAAUUUUCAAAGAUUGCACCGUCUAUAUCAACGGCCGAACCGAUCCCGACAGAAUGCUAUUACAUCAAAAGCUUGUUCUUUACGGUGGACAAUUUCUGCAUUUUUUGAGCGGCAAAACUAGUGCUACUCACAUCAUUGCAAGCAAUUUAACCUCCAAAAAGCGAAUUGAUUUUCAAAAUUACAAAGUUGUGACCCCUAGCUGGGUCAUAGACUCGGUCGCUGCAGGUAAAAGACUACCUUGGCAAGAUUAUGCUUUGUUGACUGGUGAUUACGGUCAACAAAAAUUGAACUUGGCUAAUGCCAAGUCAAAUGAGUUAGACACAUCAUCCACCAGCUUCAGAAAGCAGCGUGACAAUGAUGCCGCUUCUACCACGCUAGACUGCAAGAAUCCCAAUUUUUUGCAAAGCUUUUUCGCUAAAUCAAGGCUCCAUCAUCUAUCGACCUGGAAAGCUGAUUUACGUGCACUUUUUUGUCAUAAAUACAUUGACCAAGCUCAGGUAAAGCCCAUACGCGAAGGAGAAAAUGUGGCCAUUUUUCACGUCGAUUUUGAUUGUUUCUUUGCUACAGUUUCUGCUCUCAGCGACACCCGCUACGAUCUUCAAAAAGAUGCCUUGGCAGUGGCACAUGGCACCAGCAGCUCCGAUAUUGCAAGUUGUAAUUACGUUGCUCGCAGUUUUGGCGUGAGAAACGGAAUGUGGGUACGGUCAGCUCGAAGGUUAUGUCCCGACUUGAUUUGUCUACCUUAUAACUUUGAACAAUACGAAAUAAAUUCCAAGCUUUUAUAUCAAAUUUUGGCAGGAACCAACUUUUUUCAAAUGAUUCUCCCCAUUUCGAUCGAUGAGGCGAUCUGUGUGAAAAGAUUGGACAAAUCGUCAAAUUUCCACGAAAUUCAACAGCUGUGCGAAGACGUAGCUCAAUCCAUACGACAACAAGUCUUCACGGCCACCAACGGCUGUACCGUAAGCAUAGGUUGUGGUCCAUCUUUAGUAUGCGCAAGGCUCGCAUUAAAAAAGGCCAAACCUAAUGGGCAUUGUGUUGUGAUUGAUCUACAAAACCAAGCUCAGAUUGAUCAUUUUUUAUCAGAGUUCUCUUUGAGGGAUUUGCCAGGUAUAGGGACAUCCAUAAUUGACAAAGUCUGUCAACAAAUAUUGUCAGAUACAUUAGAGACUCCGACAAUUGGCGAGCUUAAAAGCCGGUCGUCCUUGCAGUUGUUAAUUUCCAAACUAGGUACAAAAACUGGCCGCAAAGUCCACUUUUUUCUGUCGGGUAAAGACGAUGAGGAAAAUAGUCGCAUCUUGAGAAAUCCUUUCGACUAUUUUGCAAGAAAGUCCAUUUCUGUCGACAUCAAUUAUGCGAUUAGAUUCGACACAAUUCAUGAGAUUGAUGAUUUUAUAGAUCGAAUCUGUGAGCACCUAAUCCCGAAAAUCAUAGAGCUAGGAAUGCUGACUCCGCAAGUCACUCUGAAAAUUAUGAGACGGUGUGAGCAUGCUCCAAUUGAACCGGCAAAAUAUAUGGGGUCUGGUGAAUGCGACACCUUCAGUAGAAGCAGUAGGUUCGGAGUACCUACAGAUGAAAUAGGGUUGAUAGCUACGGAAAUCAAAAGCUCGUUUCGUAUGCUUUCCUGCCCUCCCAAAGAGUUACGGGGGUUAGCGGUUCAAUUGAAUAAGCUCGAGACAAAGGCGGGGAGGGGUGAACAGAGGAAGCUUCCGUUCAUGGAACAGCAGCAUGACUCCUUUACAGGGACAAAAAUCUCUGCAUUAAAAGUAAACGCCUUUCACGCACUCCCUCAAGCUUUGAAAGAAGACGUCAGGAGCGAAUUCGUCAAGCGGAAAAUUGAGGUACCCCCAUCACCAUCAGGUAAACGGACUUCUUCAACGUCACCAGUGAAAGAAUACUGGGAAAAGUUCAAUAAGCAAAAUGACACUUUCAAACAGGAAAUGCCUAGUUCCUUGGAUGAGGAGUUCAUGAAUCAUUUACCCUCACAGAUACAGCGAGAAAUCAAAAGAGACUACGCUAUUGUAAAGAAGACGCGGAGCUCGGUUAGGAGGCGUAUUGUGAGUACAGAUAUACCUGUACUAAAGCCAUGGCUGAAACACAGGUCGACCAUCAGCGAAGUAGACAAGUUUCAGGCUUUAGAACGUCCCCGGGAAAUCUGUAAUUUAGUAGGAACGUGGAUUGAUCAGACUGUCAGUGUUGGACCGCAUAUCGAUGAUUUGAAUUUGUUUGACAGGUAUUUAGAAAGGCUCGCCACGAAGGGUAGAACCCACCAAAUUCUACAAAUCGCCAAACUGAUGUCGUCUAGGUUGGAGUAUCAUUCGUCUUUCACAGCAGCAGAAAUUCAAGGACGUCAGGAAUGGGAAGAGUACCUUCUUAGACGAAUAAUUCCAAUACUUAACUCCAGCACGUCGGAAAGAAACGCUAACAUACAAGUUAUUUUCGAUCUAUGA